AUGCUGACAAAACCUGAAGACAAAAUCAACUGGAAGGAUAGCAACUUGGCUCUUUUCGGGUCGGAUUUAGAGAAGAAAAUUAAAGCUGCGGCCGCAGGCAAAGAGAAAGCGUGGGACGAAUGGCCCGAGCGGAAGUAUGGAAAGUUUCACAAAGGAGACUCAUAUAUCGUCUUGAAUACAUACAAACCGGAUCCUGCCUAUGACAAACUGGAGCACGACAUCCAUAUUUGGAUUGGAGAAGAAAGCAGCCAGGACGAGUAUGGAACAAGUGCGUACAAAAUGGUGGAACUCGAUGAUUCUCUAGGAGGAGCUGCGAUUCAGCACCGUGAAACCCAAGGCAACGAAAGCGAACUAUUCUUGGGCUACUUUGGUCACAUCACCUACUGGGAAGGAGGAAUCGAAAGUGGAUUUCGUCACGUUGAACCCACAGAAGAGGAACCGCAAUUGUUCCACAUUAAAGGGUCUUUGAAAUCGAAUACUCUUCGCCUGAUACAGGUCCCGCUGCGAAGAGACUAUAUCAACUCCGGCGAUGUGUUUAUCUUAUCGGCUGGCGACGAUGGAGUUUGGAUGUGGGUCGGAAAGCAAGCAAACAAGGAUGAGAAAACAAAAGGAAACCAAGUCGCUGAAGUUCUUUGCUCAAAAGGUAGUGUAGAAGUACUGGAUGAGGGUAUGAACGAUGGCCCCGAAGAAGCAGAGGCUUUUUGGAAGCACAUUCAAACCAAAGUCAGCGUUCUAGGGCCAAUCAAACGCACUGUGAAUAUUCAGAGUGCAGACAACAAAGACGACAAAGGGAAAGCAUUUGUCCCUGUUCUUUACAAAGCACCUGAUACUCUCGGUGAAACAUUUGACAGAAUUGGUCGGGCACAACCUACAGCAACUGGUCCAACCAAUAUGAAACUUCCCAAGUUGAAACAGUCGUAUCUUCAGGAAGAUGAAGUACUGCUACUGGAUACAGGCUUUCAUGUUUAUAUUUGGGUAGGAACAAAGGCAAAUCCAAGCAUGAAAUCGCUUGCGGUACAUCAUGCGGAUAGCUAUUUCAAAUCCAUGAAGCGGCCAAUGCUCCCAGUGAGCAUUGUCAAGCAAGGUGUGGAAUCGGCUCAGUUUUCAGAUUUCUUUGCCGACAAUGCCGGUGGAUGCUGUAUGGUAAUGUAG
This is a messenger RNA of Cylindrotheca closterium, 1152 nucleotides long. The record is from the annotation of a GenBank genome assembly. Lineage: Eukaryota; Bacillariophyta; Bacillariophyceae; Bacillariales; Bacillariaceae.